AUGAAUUCAAAAGUUAUCUAUCGCUUUGUGCAAGACCGCUAUGCAGGAGUCGCAAGCCAGACCAAAAUUUCGUAUAAAGAAGGAGACUAUGAACGCAAUGUCGCAAAGGCUUUUGGAUAUGACUUGGAGGAUUUGCGUUCUAUUCCAGAAACAGCGAAUCUGGGUGUCAGCUGUGGGAACCCAUUGGCAUUGGCAAACAUAAAAGAGGGCGAGGUUGUGAUUGAUCUAGGUAGUGGGGGAGGUAUUGACGUGUUACUAGCCGCAAAGAAGGUCGGAGCGGAAGAAAAGGCUAUUGGUAUUGACAUGACCAAGGACAUGCUAGACUUAGCACGUCAGAACGCCAGGAAAGCAGGUGUAUCCAACGCAUCCUUUAUCGAAGCAUUUAUUACCUCUUUUCCGUUGCCACCUUCGACUGCUGAUUGCAUAGUCAGUAACUGUGUUGUGAAUCUGGUGCCGGAAGUCGAAAAGCCUCUUGUCUUCCAGGAGAUGUUUCGUCUGCUGAAGCCGGGAGGCAGGGUCGCAAUUAGCGAUAUACUAGCAAAACAGGAGCUUCCGAUGGAUAUCAAGACGGACCUUUCCUUGUAUGUCGGAUGCAUCGCUGGUGCUAGCCAGGUCUGCGACUAUGAGAGAUACCUGAAAGGAGCUGGGUUUGAAGAUAUGUUGAUAUUGAACACCCGAGGUGAUCUCAAUCUGUACAAGGGAAUUUGGCAGAGGGAAGAAGGCAAUGGAAUAGGUUCUACUGGCUCGUGUUGCAACCGGGUGGAACCAAGUACAAGCGCGAAACAAAUGUCUGAUGUGGACUUUAACUUCUGGGCUGGCUCCUUCAAGAUCUUUGCCAUCAAGCCCGAUCUUCAUGAUUAA
Messenger RNA from Penicillium longicatenatum, 861 nucleotides. Its product is annotated as UbiE/COQ5 family methyltransferase. The record is from RefSeq and is a predicted model, not a curated record. The transcript is spliced from 5 exons. NCBI's taxonomy places the organism in Eukaryota, Fungi, Ascomycota, Eurotiomycetes, Eurotiales, Aspergillaceae. Gene Ontology annotation, molecular function: methyltransferase activity. Bases 1 to 861 code for a protein of 286 amino acids.